Jaminaea rosea is the source of this 2364-nucleotide messenger RNA. RefSeq lists its product as hypothetical. The record is from RefSeq and is a predicted model, not a curated record. NCBI's taxonomy places the organism in Eukaryota, Fungi, Basidiomycota, Exobasidiomycetes, Microstromatales. Bases 1 to 2364 code for a protein of 787 amino acids. The transcript is spliced from 7 exons.
AUGCUGGCUCUUUUGCAUCUCGCAGUCUACCUCCUCACCUACCUGUCCGCUCCCGCAAACGCAACGCACGUCAAUUGCACAUGGGCGGGACCCGGCCCCAACGGCCCUCGAUCGUACGGCUAUACGACCUUCUGCCAAGCAGACGUCCACUUCACCGACGAUCUCCACGCCGAAUUCCGCUGCAAGAUCGCCCUGGGCACAGCCAAAGUUGCCGACUGGGGCUAUCUGCGCAAAAACGUCUUGGAGGUGGCGACUCCAUGCAAUGGCGGAGGAUACGGCAACAAGAACGACUGCUCGUACGCCAGCUGGGGGCUAUGCCUGCGAGAUGAGGCCGGGUCAGCCAUGAGCUCGACGGACUGCUUGUUCUUCGGACGUUUUGACGAUUGUGAAUGGCCAGGCGAGUUUCUCAAGGCAUCGCUGCCUCGGAAAGUGACCAUCUGGUCAUCAGUUUUCGACACUCUGGUCCUCAGCACACCGCUGGAUCUCCCUCGCCAUGCCACCGUCACAACUACCUCGGCACCUCCCGACACCUUCUACAUUGUCCGGUCGGGCAAUGGGGCGAAGCUACCAGGAUGCUCAGCACCGUCUCAGGACUUCACAAGGCAAGCGUUGACCCUGAACAUAGCAUGGCAUCCACCACCUCAUCACCACACCAAGAAGGCAGGGCAGCAGGACAAGCCAGAGGCGGGGCAGCAUCACGGGCAGGAGGCGGGAAGGGAGGCGGGGCAUGAGGUGGGAGAAGAAGAGGAGGGUGACACAAGCAAGACCAAGCCCUCCGUCAAGACAUCCAGAUUCACCGGUAGGACCGACAUCCUCGGUCGCUACAGAUUGGCCGUCCAAUCAGCGCCAAGGAACGUGUGGGGCAACUUCGUGGCAACUGAGCGCCGUUACCGCAAGAACUGGCUGGCGGUCACGGCAGACUACACUCAAUGGAGGCAGCACUACGGGCUUCACAUCUUUGCAUCCGUAGUUGGGGGCAACUCGACCCCGUGCUUCGACGCACCCUUCCCGUACAAGCCAGACGCAGGGGGGCGGGGCGUCAAAGACCCUCUAAUCCUAGGUCAACACCGUCGCAUUCGUCGCGCAAAAGAGGGAUUGCAGGUGGCAAUCGGCACCAACAACGUGGGCAAGUACCUGCUGAACCUCAGCCUCCUCCGAGCAGCAGAGCACGGCUAUAUGUGUGCCUGGGCUAUGCGCAUCCACGGCGAUGGGGUUCUCUGCUCCCUCGGCGAGGAAAAGGAUGGGUCGGCCCACCUCUUUUUACCAUACGAUGCGCAACUCGACAGCGCCGCUGUUCAGGGGAUUCACGCCCACUGCCAGCACACACGUCAACUCCGCAUGAUCCUUGUCAAGGGCGAGGGGAAUACAGUCAAAUCUCCCUUGAUCUUCCAGAUUUCCCUCUUGGACAAGCUGGAGCUCAAGUCAUCUGCGAAGACGGAACUCAGGCGACCCGCCCCACCCAUUUGGUCCACAUUUGAUGAGGUGGAGAGGUGGGCCUUCGAUGGCGUGAUCUUGAUGUCAGGAUCAGGUUCUCUCUACUGGGGCGACACCAUUGCGCUGGUCAUCUCUUCCUACGCUGCAGCCAAAGCCACUCGAGAAAAGUGGCGCAGUGCCAUAGGAAUGGAGGCUCGUGCACCGUCGUACCACCGCGACCACUUCUUUUCGGUCGCCGUCGCCUUCUACUUCACGUACGCUGGCGACAAACCUGCCAUUUCCCUUGGUGGUAAAUUCGUCAAGGCAAGGUCAAAUUGGGGAAUGCGAUGGUGUGACGCACGCAGUGGGACAUGGAACAACGUGGACUUUUCACUCGUCGGAUCUUGGGUGCGCACCCCGCUGCAUGGGAUGGUGGUAGUGGGCAAUACCCUCGAGACUGUGCACUGCAAGCUUGGGCUGGGGGACGGAGUUGCAUCAACACCCCCCGACUUCCGCGUCCGCAAAACACCUUUAAGGGCUGCGAAAGGCCUGAAGGAGGAGACCGACGGGUCAGCCUACUGCAGCGGCCGAGCCCAGAUCACGUACUACUGGAAACGUAAGCAGCGCUACAUUGAAAUGGGAUUCCUUCAUGAGGAAGUCACAAAGCUGUUCGGCGCACCAUGGCCGUCCCCUUACAACAAUCGCCAGAUUGAGCUGCGCAUUCUAGGCCGUGGGGUGACGACCCCGGCUGAUCUUGGCAUGCAAGUGAGGGUGGUGGACGGGGCUUGGCAUGACAAGGAGGGCUUUGUGCCCGGUUCGGCCCUACACUGGGCCAUUUGGGAGAUGAGGCCAAGCUCGGCGGUGCGAAUGCAGUCACGGUUAGGACGACACCCUCGCUACUUCGCGCACAAGUCAGGCAUAUCCGACCAGUCGGCGGGGCUACCAAGCUGA